This is a messenger RNA of Athalia rosae (coleseed sawfly), 1085 nucleotides long. Its product is annotated as UPF0488 protein CG14286. The transcript is spliced from 2 exons. Lineage: Eukaryota; Metazoa; Arthropoda; Insecta; Hymenoptera; Athaliidae. The coding region runs from base 358 to 948 and encodes 196 amino acids. The record is from RefSeq and is a predicted model, not a curated record.
CACCCCGAAAAAUGUGCAAAGACUCUAGUCUUUGGUGUUUUUCACCCCGAAAAAUGUGCAAAGACUGUAGUCUUUGGUGUUUUUUCCCCUGAAAAAUGUGCAACGAAGGGUCAAUACUUUUACGGGUUUGUUCGGAGAUAGGACAAUUAUUUUUCGGGGCCUACACUCAUUCAGGGGCGGAAAAAUUGACAAAUAAUUCAGAAAAUCGGGAAAAAUUGUAAAUCAAACAGGGAGAAAACAGGAAUUAAUCUGGGAUGAUGUACGGAGAAAAAAAUCGAAGACCCCGGACAGCCCCUCAUAUUCGUUGGUUAGACAGGUCGCAGACAACGCGUUAAUACUUGACAAUAGUGGUCGUUGAUGCGUCGAGUAAAUAUGCCUCCGAAAUAUAAACCUGGUGGUAAAAACUUUCCUCCGAAGAGGAAACCUCCUUCAUCACUGUCGUCCCAAGCUCUGGAACACUUGCCUGACACGCUGUCUUCAUCUUCUUCGACAAUGAAUACUUUGACUGGACUAGAUUCAGAGGCUGAAGAUCAACUAGAACUCGAACUUUGCUGGUGCAUCCAACAGCUACAUACUGCGUUGAGUGAGGGCAAGCUCAGCGUGAAGCAAACUUUAGACAUAAAUAGAACAUUAAAAGUUUUGAAAAGCAGUAAUGCCCCAUUAAUAAAAAAACGGCAGUUCAUGAGGACAACUUUUGGAGAUUAUAGAACCAAAAUGGAGAAUGACAAGAAGAAACUUGGCAAAACUACGUCGAUAGUCAAGUUCACAGAGACUCCUAAGGAAGAGAAAAAUAAACACAAAUCAAUAUUCGUCAAAAAAGCUGCAAAGUUUAAUAUCGAAACAAACAGUUCUGAAGCUCAUGGGAAUACGGAUUCAAAGAGCUUAUUCAGAAUAUCACAUUCCGGUGAUGAUAAUUUCAAAUUCAAUUUUGACGAACCUAAAGAAUGAAGUAAAUGUUACUGUGUACUUUUGGAUAUUGUUUUAUUCUCUAUUUAAGAAAAAUCUAUGCACCCAUUGGUUCGAUUGUUGAACAUAACUACAUAGAUUUUUUAAGUAUAAAUAAAGACAAAUAUUUUGAAAUAUGA